Molecule: messenger RNA, 1620 nt
Organism: Darwinula stevensoni
Lineage: Eukaryota; Metazoa; Arthropoda; Ostracoda; Podocopida; Darwinulidae
Source: the annotation of a GenBank genome assembly
AUGGAAGAGGAGGAGUGGGCGGGUGAAGGAUAUCGUAGUUUCUCUAGGCCUCUUCUACAUCCGAUCUUCCCCAUCCGUUCCACCCAUGAGGGUUCGCCCGACAGAGACUCGAUUCGCACUCUCCUCAGCGUGAACGCGAAAGCGGGUGUCGACGUCUGCGGAAACCUGGAUUCAGACGGGCGAUACCAGAGGGCCUCCACGGGAGAGAAGCCCAAGAUCGGGCUGGAUCACCUCGACAACUUGUGCAAACUCAUGGAACAACUCACGGAUCUCAGGGAACAGAACUCGGUCCUUCAAAAGAGGGUUCAGUACCUGGAAGACCUGAAAAACCUGCAAGAGAUGCAUCGAGAACUGGAGUCGGAUCUCUCGACGGGGUGUCGGGAUUCCUCGGGGCUUGGGAAGACGACCGACCGUAGAAAACACCCACUUCUUCGUCGCGGUUCGGCGGAGAGUCUGUUAAAGGAAAAGCUCGGCACGGUCCGGUCCGGCAAGGCAACGAUCAGGCGGAGACGGACCCUUCUCAAGAGUCGUGGUCGAAGCAAAAGCAUGGGAUCCGAAGAGAUGGAGCCGAUGACAGAAAAGGCAGCCGACGUGCGAGAAGCCGAGGGGAAACUCCUUCGACAAUCCAAGUGGACCAAGGUGAAAGAAGCCUUCAAGUGGGAAAGAGUGGGAGUGGGAGAUUCCUCGCCCGUAUCGCAUACCGUUGACGUGGACGACAGGGAGUCUGUUCCUCGGCGAGAUUCGUCCCAGGGAUCUCGAUCUAGUUCUUCCGAGGAUUUCCCUGGCCUCGAUUGGAACUGCGAAAACUUCGAUUCGGUGAGGAUCGGGACGUUCCGGAAGAUAUCUUUGGAAAGCAGCGAGAGUGCGGAAGAUCCCGGAGGAAUUCGACGGUCGUCUUUACCCUCGCCUCCGCCGGCCAUGGAAGUUGCCGAUCCGAAGUCAGAGAGGGAUAAAGGGAAGUUCCUCCAUGCCCAACGGAAGACAUCCCCGCGGGACGAUCGGGGCAAGCACAAGCACACCCCAUGGGGGAAGGUGAAGCACAUCAUUCGGCACGGGAAGGACACUUGCAGGAAGAAAAGCGGGAGGAACGAAAACUGUGGGGCAGAUUUCCAGGGUGGAAUCAGUCUGGAGAUAUCGUUGGCGAGCGACGUCGAGGACGAGAUCCUCGAGGAUUGCGAGGGGAUGAGGAAUACUUCUCCGCGUCUCGGUAAGAAGCCGAAACCGAAACUCACGGUUUCGAUUCCCGGGAACGAAGCUCCAAAGGCGGGGAUCCGAAUGAUCCAUUCCACUUCGGCCGGAAUGCUUUUGGACCUUCGAGAAGACCUCCACGACAAGCAUUCCGAGAGGAAGAUCUCGGAACCCGAUUACCUGAAGCUCGAAAACUCCGGAAACGAAAAGCCUCAUGCGCCGGCGGGCGGUCAGAGUUCACCAGGAACCAUCCGACAGUCCAAAUGGGUGAAAGUGAAGAAGGCGUUCCUUGGGGGUGGAGGACAUCGUCUUCCACCGAGUCCCACCGCAUCGGCCGGAGGAAGAACGACCGGGCCGGCAAGUCCCACGAUUUCCGCUCCCAUCGCAUUCCAAUACGAACCUCUUCACGGCAAAGCACACUCCAGAGAACCC